CCGCCGCGGACAGAGCGAGAGCGCGCGCGCGCGAGAGCGAGCGGGUGAAGGCGACUUAAAAAAAAAGAAAAGAUUGGAAAGGAAAAGCUGCCGGGUUUUUUUCUUCCUGAGCACUGAUUUGUGGCGGCCGGCCGGGCCGGGAGACUGUGUGUGGAGAUUGCGCGCGGAGAUAACGCUCAGGAACUGUUGUUCAGGCAGUGUAAUGGUUGUCAGUAGACAGCUGAAGUUCCUUGCCUAGUGGAAGAAGACCAUCUUAAAGAGAUUCUUGCCAUGUGUGUUCCAAGAAAAUGGGUGUUAAUGCUUCUACCUACCCGUACCCAUCAUGUCAGACGGCUGGGGUGAAAACGCAUUCUUCAAAUGCAGUUGGUGACUCUCCUUCGCAUCCUCAGUUUGGAUGUCAACUGGAUGGGAAGUUCUGCAUCUCCGGGCUGGGCCAGGACAAGCGCGAGAAGAAGAAGAGCUCUAACCUUGCCUUGCUGAAGAAGAAGCUGUUCAGGCGACGCAAGUCGGCCAAGUCGGCUGACCAUGCCAAGCACAUGCGUGAGCUCCUGUGUGGCUGGGACGUGCGCGAUGUGGGCUUGCUGGUGAAGCAGUAUGAAGCUGCUUUGGCUGUGAAGGAGCUGGUGAUUCAAGCGUGUGUGGCCAGGCCAGAGGCCAGCCGGUUAAAUGAGGAUCUGGCCAAGCUGUACCAGUUCAAAUACUGUACUGAUGUGGACCUGAUAUUCCAAGGUACAUGUUUUCCUGUCCACCGUGCCAUAUUGGCAGCACGGUGCCCUUUCUUCAAGACCCUCCUCUUGUCUAACCUGGACCGUGCUGAGUUGGUCAUGGACAUCAGCACUGUUGGCAUAGACAUGCCAAUAUUGUCAUCCCUUUUGCACUACUUGUACAGUGGAGAGUUUGGCGUGCGAGAUUCUCAGAUCAAGAACGUUGAUGUCUUGGUCCGACUCAGUGAGGAGUUUGGCAUGCCCAAUGCCCUUCACUUUGACAUCUACAGCCUCCUGGAAAGCUGCUGCUAUUACGACGCAGUCCUCAGUUUCACCUCCAGCCCUGAAGUCUCUGACGGUUUUGAAGGGUGUCGCCUGGAGGGGGACUUUCGCUGUCAUAAGGCCAUUCUCUGUGCCCGCUCGCCGUUCUUCCGGAACCUCCUCCAGAAGCGGAUUCGCAGUGGUGAGGAGACCACGGAUCGGACCUUGCAGACCCCAGCCAGGAUUGUUCUAAAUGAAGCAAUCAUUCCAAAGAAAUAUGCAAAAGUCAUUUUGCAUUGCAUGUAUACAGACCUGGUGGACCUAGACUUGGUUCUACCAUUCAGCCCAUCUACAGGGAGCUUGAGAGAAGUGCAGGAUGAAUCAGGGAAGGAUAGCGAGACUCGACUGGAAAAUGCAAUGGAGCUGUUCCAUAUAGCACUCUUCAUUGAGUUUGAUAUGUUGGCACAAGGCUGUGAAGACCUGAUUGUUGAGAGCAUUACACUGGACUCGUUAGUUACUAUCCUGAAGUGGAGUUCUCAACCAUAUGGAUCCAAGUGGGUCCAUCGGCAGAUGCUGCAUUUCCUCUGUGAGGAGUUCAGUAACAUCGUUGCUUCAGACAUUCUCUUUGAGCUCAGUAAGGAGCACCUGAUGGCAGCCAUCCAGUCGGACUACCUGCAGGCAAGUGAACAUGAUAUCCUGAAGGCUGUGAUUAAAUGGGCUGAACACCAACUGGCCAAGCGUCUGUCGGAUGAAGAGCCCAAUUUAUUGAAUGGGACUGCACACAGUGUCAACAAACGUGGAGUGAAGAAGCGUGAUUUGGACUCGGUGCAGCUCCGUGAGAUUGUCUGCGAUCUGGUGCCACAACGUUCGUAUUGCUCACGUCUUCCAGCGAAGAGCGAGGUCCUGUCUGAUGCUAUGAAGAGAGCAUUGAUCAGCUCUCCUCCACUGGACAUGCUUCCACCCCCGGAGGGAAGGAAAUCCAGAGCAUGGUUUUGCCUCAAGGCUUCUGGUAUCGGUGCCAGACCCCGUCUGUUUACCCCAUACAUCGAGGAAGCCAAGAUCGUGCUGGAUGAACUACUGUCAGAGCAGACCAGUUUGGAAAAGGUUCGAAUGAGCCGGAUCUCCAGUGUUCCAGACACUCUCUACAUGGUUGACUCUAGUGUAGCAGAUUUUUCUCGUUUUAAUUCUGGAUCUCCCCAGGGAUGUGAUGAAAAUGUUUCUGCAACUCUGCGAGAUGAAGUACCUGUGCCCCCAGUAGACGUUGCCAAGGCCAUGUUUAGGCGACUCAGGGAGAUUUGGCACAGUGACCAGGUACAGCGGGCAUAUGCUCUAAACAUCGGUGCGGGGGCCGCUGUGACCCAGGCAGUCUACUUGCGUGUGGUCAGAGAGUUCGGCCUCCCUGAUGCCACCACUGAAUUAUUGAAGUAUCCCACAGUGUAUUUUCCGAAUGAGCACUUGAGCAUCGACAGCCCAGUUUUUGGAAAACGUCAGCCAAACUCCCGCCGGGCCACUCCUGUGAAGGAAACCAACGUCCAGAGCUUGGAUCCCUUCCGGAAUUUCAGCCCCCCACUUCCUCCCCCGCCCCCUCCAUAUCACCCUCCUCCAUCUCCCCGGAGGGAACAGACACAAUCCAGUGAAAAGAAAGAAGACAGUCAGCCUACCUCAUGCCGUGCUUUGCGAACUAACCUGCAGCCACAUUCUGCCUCUCGGACUUCGGAACAGGCAGUGCAAGCUUCCAUCAGGACGGUUAAUUGUGAGGAGCCCAGUGAUGGUCACCUGUCACCUGACGAGCAGGGUUCCAAAAGCUUGGUGAAGGACUUGAUGCCUGACAUUGCCAUGGCAGCCACAUCAAAGCAAAGUCUGACAUCCAAAGACCCUGAGCUUUGCAAAGCUGUGUCUGAAGUAGGUCGGGAUUCUGCAGAGCUCAGCACAGAGGCUCCUGAACCCCUCUGCUCCAAUCGUGGAAUCAGUAAGUACAGCCUAAGGAAGAAGAAGCACUCUCGGGGGCAGAAACCCCGAAGGCAUGUAGACUUUUGGAACUACCCUGAUUUUUAUGACUUCUCUCCGGAAGAUUCUUGCCAGUCAUUUGUUUUGUCCCAGAAGUUGCCCAGCCCUGCCCCGUCCCCAUCAAAGGGUCACACUUUCUGCCAGGAUUUGAAGAAUAACUCCAGGCCACCCACAGGUUUAAAGCAGCCCUAUUUAAACCCAGCAUCACCGUCCAAAAGGAAAGAGACCUUGAACAGUGAAUCCACGGACACUCACGAGAAGCCUGACCUUAAGAGGACUUCUGUAAAUCUUGACCUACCAUCUACAGUAGAGGUUGUCCAUUGUACUGCUGGCACAGAUCUGACCCAUGGUCUACCAGCUCAUGAGGAAAGGCUAUUUGAUGUACCUCAACAAUUUGGAAGGCCUGACCAGCAGCCACCUUUGGAACCAGUUGAUUAUAAAGCCUUUGCUGGUGGGACUUUGAUGGGGACAGACUUAAUCCAUGGCUUGCCAGCUGAAGAACCAAAGCCCAGGCACAGGCUGGUGUCACCAGUCAAAUGUUCAUUUCUCACUUGUGAGCCACCGUCAUCCCAGCUGAGGCAAAGGAACUCCCCCCAGACCAUAUUAAAACCAGACAACUUCUCGUCACCGGCAACUUCCUGUUGUGAUUACCUUUACCGAAGGGGUGGCUCUGACAACACAAUGACGACAGACUUAACUUCUAGUCUUCCUACCAGCCCCAGUGUCAGUGUGCCAUUAAUCUCCGUCAUUGAGGACACACCUGGAAGACUAGCUGAGGCAAGCCACCUCUCGCCAUCAAACUGUUGUAUCAGCCAUAGUGUGAACUCCAAGAGACAGCCAAACAAGUCUGAGGCUAGAGACUUUCCAUACAAAAAGUCAGCUCUAUAAAUCUGGCAUUUGUUAUUUCCCUUCUGUUAUGUUUUGCAUCUUUUUCCCUUUUUUUCUCUCUGUCCUUUUUUUUCCCUCCCUCUCCCUAUCCUUUGUUUCUCUCUGUCCUCUUCUCUCCCCCUCUCCCCCCUUGUCCCCCUCUCCCCCCUUGUCCCCCUCUCCCCCCUUGUCCCCCUCUCCCCCCUUGUCCCCCUCUCCCCCCUUGUCC
Messenger RNA from Pristis pectinata (smalltooth sawfish), 4068 nucleotides. Its product is annotated as BTB/POZ domain-containing protein 7-like. Gene Ontology annotation, molecular function: protein binding. Lineage: Eukaryota; Metazoa; Chordata; Chondrichthyes; Rhinopristiformes; Pristidae. The record is from RefSeq and is a predicted model, not a curated record. Gene Ontology annotation, biological process: morphogenesis of a branching epithelium.